Harmonia axyridis is the source of this 4322-nucleotide messenger RNA. RefSeq names its product furin-like protease 1. The transcript has 9 exons. The record is from RefSeq and is a predicted model, not a curated record. NCBI's taxonomy places the organism in Eukaryota, Metazoa, Arthropoda, Insecta, Coleoptera, Coccinellidae. Gene Ontology annotation, biological process: peptide hormone processing. Gene Ontology annotation, cellular component: trans-Golgi network; Golgi membrane. Bases 385 to 2679 code for a protein of 764 amino acids. Gene Ontology annotation, molecular function: serine-type endopeptidase activity.
UCGGGGACUUCACUUUGGCCAAGCAGUUAAAAGCUGUACGAUUCCUUGAAACCGUGAUAGCGAAACAUUUCUCUGAUAGUGAGAUGGUUAGUCUCGUUUCAAAUACAUCCGUAAACAAGUGCUUGGGUGCUUGAAUAGUGAUAAUUGACGUUAUAUUUGGAUUCGCUCAUUUUGGAUAACGAUUCUCUUUUAUAAAAUUCAUUUGACUGUGAUAAAACCACUGUUGGUGAAUCGUGAUAAAAAUGAUGUGAUUUAGUUUUAGAAAAAGUGAGUGGAUUCGAGUUUAUGUUAUUGAACUCAAUAAUUUAGUUUCUUUGAACUCUGCGUCAACAGGUGGAAACGACGAUAUUUAGUUAGUCAUUUUGUGGAUUUGUUGUUUUAAACAUGCGGAUGUGGACUAACCAAGUGGAAGCCAGUGUUGUGCCAUAUAUUGUAGUCUUCCUUGCACUACACGUAUUGGUGGAUGGCCAUUUCACACACCAAUGGGCAGUUCAUGUAGAGGGUGGCAAACAAGUGGCUGAUAAUGUUGCCAGAGACCAUGGAUUUAUCAACAGAGGAGAGAUAAUCGAAGAUCAUUGGCACUUCACCCAUAAUCGAGUAGCUAAAAGAUCCAUCUUACCUAAUGAUGAAAGAAAAGUACGAUUGGCUGUAGAUACGAGGGUCAAAUGGUCCCAACAGCAAGUAGCGAAAAGGAGAGUUAAGAGAGAUUUGGCCCUACAGGAUUCUGAUCCAAAAUGGCCAAGCAUGUGGUAUUUGAAUCGAGGAAAUGGCUUGGAUAUGAAUGUCAUUCCUGUGUGGCAAGAUGGUAUAACAGGAAAAGGUGCUGUUGUUACUAUCCUGGACGAUGGACUGGAAAAAAAUCACCCUGAUUUGGUUCAGAAUUAUGACCCGAUGGCCUCCUACGAUGUUAAUAGUCAUGACUCUGACCCUAGUCCACGUUACGACAUGAUAGAUUCCAAUAGGCAUGGAACCAGGUGUGCUGGCGAAGUGGCAGCAACGAGUAACAACUCUGUGUGUGCUCUUGGCAUAGCGCAUGGUGCCAAAGUUGGCGGUGUUAGAAUGCUGGACGGAGACGUCACCGAUGCAGUAGAGGCCAGAUCCUUGAGUUUGAACCCUCACCACAUCGACAUUUACAGCGCCUCCUGGGGCCCAGACGAUGACGGCAAAACCGUCGAUGGACCUGGUGAAAUGGCCACAAGGGCCUUCGUCGAAGGGGUCACUAAAGGAAGGAAUGGUAAAGGUUCGAUCUUCGUUUGGGCAUCUGGAAACGGUGGAAGAGAUCAAGACAAUUGUAAUUGCGAUGGAUACACAAACUCUAUAUACAGCUUAUCGAUAUCAAGUGCUACAGAACAUGGUCAUGUACCUUGGUACAGCGAAGCUUGCAGUUCGACAUUGGCCUCGACUUACAGCAGUGGUGCUGUGGGCGAGAAGCAGGUUGUCACCACUGAUUUACGGUUUGCCUGCACCAGCAGUCAUACUGGUACAAGUGCAUCCGCUCCUUUAGCAGCAGGUAUAUGUGCCCUUGCGCUAGAGGCGAAUCCAAAUCUGACAUGGCGUGACAUGCAACAUAUAGUUGUAAGGACGGCAAGACCUGAGAAUUUAAAAGCCCAUGAUUGGCAGACUAAUGGUGUCGGUAGGAAUGUUUCACAUAGUUUCGGUUAUGGUUUGAUGGACGCCCAUGCCAUGGUCCGCUUGGCAAGAAGCUGGAAAACGGUUCCAGAACAGAACAGGUGCGAAAUAACAGCUCCACAUGAUCAGAAGGCCAUUCCGGCGAAGAGUGUGGUCAUCCUGAAGCUUCAAGUGACUAAAUGCGAGGGCGUGGCUGUUCUUGAGCAUGUCCAAGCAAAACUUACGAUAUUUUCUCAGAGAAGGGGUGACUUGAAUAUACAGCUGACCUCCCCUAUGGGAACUAGAGCAGUUCUGUUAGCUCAUAGAACGCAUGAUAAUUCGCGUACGGGUUUCAAUAACUGGCCAUUUAUGUCCGUUCAUUCUUGGGGAGAGUCUCCAAUAGGUGUUUGGGAAUUGGAGAUCCACAAUGACGGAAGGCUGUUGGCUAAUAUCACUGGUUGGACUUUGGUUCUCCAUGGUACCGCUACAAAUCCAAAUGAAGAUAGUACAGAACAUCCGUCGAACAAUAUCGACAAUAUUUCAUCAAAUUCUUGGAAAGGAGAUGAGAUAAGGAAAGAUACUUUAGAAGUAGAGGAAGAGGUGAAAAGCACUUCAGGCUGCUCGAAACUUGAGGGUCAAAUGAGUUUAGGUUUGUGUAUUGGUAUCAUUAUGUGCUAUAUUUUCUUAUGGAACCUAAAAGAUGCUUUAAUCAUACUGAUAAUACCAAGCUUGUCAUCAUUCAUCUUUGCCAUCAGCUUUUGGUGGAAGGACUUAAGAAACUUGAAAUCUCAUUUAAUGAUGAAUCAUCAUGAUUUUAGAAAGCAGAAUCUAAAAAUAAUAUUGGACAGAAGUCAAAAAUUGUCUGACAACAAUUUUCAUAACUUCCACAAACCAAAAACCAGAUUGAAAAUUGCAAAUAUUUGCUAUCAGUGUUUGAAACCAAUAUUUAGCCCUUCAAAUUGGCAAGAAGAUGAGUUGAGAAUACCAUCUACGGAUUUCGUGACAGAGAAUACUUUUCCGACCAAAGAUUCUGUCUUGCAUAAUGCUUAUGGAAAUAUUCCUCUAGAAUGAAUUAAUGUUAAUAUGAAGAUGUGAAUAAACAAACUCUCAUUUGUUAUGUUAGAUUAUAACCUAUUUAUUGAAUUGUACAGUCUGUUUUAUAAUCUUUAGUUUGAGUGUCCUGGCAAAAGAUGCAAAUUUUUUUUUAAGCGGCUAAUUUAUUGUGGAAUAUACAGUCCGGUUCAUAUUUUGUGCUCAAUCAUUAUCAAAAAUUUCACUCCAUGUUUUCUUUUGUCAAAUACUGAAAAUGUUCAUAAUUAAUUGAUUUCAACAUAAAGAUUAUUAUACAGUGUACUCAUCGUCACUGCUAAAUAUUUGAAAGGUUUUAAAUCAGAUUACAUUUCAUCUUCCUAUUUUAGGUUUCCUGAAAAAUAUAUAAUGGAUAAAUAAUAGUUGCCAAAUAUCAUAUCAAUCAAUCAAUUAAAUACAAUUUAAUUUUGACUUUGCUGUCGAGUAUUACAUGAAAGUUGCAGGUAGCUGAACAGAAUCGUGAGAAAUCUUUACUCCCAUUUCCCUAAUUCAAAUAAUUCAUUAAUGAAAAAACAAUUUGUUCGUAUUAUAUUUCAAAAUCCAAACCAUAUGUCAGGUUUGAUUUGAGCCAUCGUAUGUUUAAUGUGAAUUUUUUUUUACAAUGAUUUAUUGAUGAAUUAUAAUGAAGUAAUUCAUUGAAAUUUUGAUGAAAAUCUUUUGCCAAAUCACUUAAUAAUUAUGUACUUGUGCCGUGUCAUCUUAAUCAACUAUGUAUCCUAAACGUUAAAUGUGCCAAAAGGACCGGGUACAGCACCAGAUGAAUCGACUGGCCUGAUCGAAGAUUAUCAAGUGAAAUUAUAUCUACAACGUACCAAUUCAGAUAAAACGGUGUCAUCUGGUCAUUUGUUUUCGUCUUGUAAUUGCAAUGUAAUGUUUUCUGUGAUUAUUUAAUUAGUGUAUAUAAUUACAACAAAGACUCCUUUAUAUUUUAUUAUUGUUAAUUUUUGAAAGUUGUUCCUGAACAAUAUGUUUACCAUUUAGAAUCAUAGGAUGCAUGUAAAAUGACUGACUGAGGAACUGUUUUGCGGGUGAAUCACUUAAUAUUGACUUUUUUGAUCAUAUUCAGUGAAAAUUCGGUGAAAGAAAAUGCUCAAUGUAUGAAUGAAGAAAGUGUUUUCUCGUAUUGUAGGUAUAGAUGUCUGUAACUAAACCAUAGUUUUAAAUUAGGUUAGACAUUUUGACAAGACUAUUAUCCUUCUGGCGGCCUAGUAUUAGCAUUUCUGUUUAUUGAAGCAAGAUUUGAAAGCCCUCAAUGAUUUAGAUCUAUUUUGGAAACAAGGAAAUCUGUUGGUUCACAUUAUAACGAUUUGAAUAAUCGUUCACAAACUUAAAGAAUAUUGACUUUACCAGCUUCUCAAUCCUUAUUCCAAUAAUAUGAUCGAGGGCAUCAUAUUGCUUAUGUUGGUUGGUCAAAAUCUGAAACUAGAUUUUCCUGAUAGAAUAUAAUCCAUUGUUUGGAUUUGCACUGGCAUAACAACAGUUUCUGUUGUUAACCAACGAGAAGAUUGAUGAUUUGAAUCGAAUUUAGAUUCUUCAGAACUGCUAAAGACUAAACAUAUGUUGUUACAAUACAUAUAACUGUUUGUAAACUAACUGAAUCAACUAAAUAAAUUGUGGCUAUAUAA